This is a messenger RNA of Rodentolepis nana, 1917 nucleotides long. The record is from the annotation of a GenBank genome assembly. NCBI's taxonomy places the organism in Eukaryota, Metazoa, Platyhelminthes, Cestoda, Cyclophyllidea, Hymenolepididae.
AUGCAUCUCUUAUUUAAAUGCUCAAGCUUUUUGCAAAAACCCCUCUUUUUAAAGUCUUGCCGACAAUUUUUUGCCAAAUCACCCCAAAUAAACACCGCUAAUAAAAUCCGCUUUCAUGUGAAGCGCAACGUUCGUGUAUACACCACAAUUUCUCUAUCCACAUCUAUUGCUGCUGCUUUUAUUUCAAUCAAAUCUCUUUCGAAAUACGAUACUUCCAUCGAUGAAUGUGUUAAAUCUUCUAUUCCUCUUACCCCUUCAUCCCAAGAUACUACGGAAACAGCUAAUGUAAAUAUUCUAUCAUUCAGUACUCUAUGUUCACUGCUGCUAUCUGAUUUCCCCUAUUUAGUAAUUGCAAUUUUGGGGGCGUUUGGCGCUGCUUAUUUCAAUAUCCGUAUUCCUACUCUUUUGGGUGAACUGAUCAAUAUUCUUGCGGAAAUUGCCCAAGCUCGUUCAAUAUCCUUUUCGGUACUGCGGUCGCCCUCACUUCGCCUAUGCGGAGCCAUUUCGUUGCAGUCUCUUUGUACUUUCGUAUGCAUCGGAUUUUUGGCUACAGUUGGCGAACGGAUUGCUUUUCGCCUAAGAACUAUGCUUUUUGAGCGUGUUAUUUAUCAAAGAGUCGGUUUUUUUGAUGAGAAAACAUCCGGUUGGAUAAUAGAAAGAUUAACGGCUGAUGUGCAAGAUUUCAAGAGCUCCUUCAAACACUGUGUUUCUCAGGGUCUUCGCAACGGUGCCCAGAUUAUUGGAUCGUGUAUUGCCAUGUAUAGAAUAUCACCAACUUUAACUGCGGCCUUAUUGGGUUGUCUUCCGCUAGUUUUUCUUAUUGGUAGCCUUAUAGGCAGUCAGCUACGUCGAAUGAGCCAUGCAGCUCAUGAAAAGACUGACGAAACCACGAACAUCGCUUCGGAGGCUUUCACUCACAUUCGAUCGGUUAAAUCUCUCGCCAUGGAAUCUCAAAUGAUCGAUCAAUAUCAGCAGUCUGCAUGCGAGGCCUGCUAUCUACACGAGUUUCUUGGCUACGGAAUCGGCUGUUUCCAAGGCCUUUCCAACUUCGCCAUGAACGGUCUUGUUUUGGGAGUGUUGUACCUGGGGGGUAAUCUGAUGAGCAGAGGCGACUUGGAUGCCGGUGAUCUAAUGGCUUUCCUUGUGGCAACUCAAACUCUCCAUCGAUCGUUUGUUCAAAUUUCCCUUCUGUUUGGACAUGUCAUUCGUGGCGCUUCUGCCGCUGCUCAUAUCUCUGAGCUACUCUCGUAUCCCUUGUGCAGCGAGGCAACUCUCGAUAACAAAACAGUCAAAAUGCUCCCCGAAAUGAUUACUUUUAAUACUCCAGUGAUUCGCUUCGAGAAUGUCACCUUCUGCUACCCUAAUCGACCAGAAAAGGCAGUAUUUAAGGAUUUGAGUUUUGAAAUUCCCGCUGGAAAGGUAGUGGCUCUUGUUGGAGAAUCAGGAGCGGGAAAAUCGACAGUACUGGCUCUUCUAGAGCGUUUUUAUGAGCCAAAUGCUGGAAAAAUCACUCUGGAUGGAGUCGAUAUUAAGAAUAUUAGCUUGCCUCAACUACGAGGCCGUCUGCUUGGCUAUAUUAGUCAAGAACCGGAAAUCUUUCAUAAUACGGUGUCAGAGAAUAUUCGUUGUGGGCGUCCAAUGGCUUCUCAAAGCGAUAUAGAAUUAGUGGCGAAAGCUGCUCAAGCUGAUGACUUUAUUCGAGAUCGUUUGAGUGGAGGCUAUGAUACAAUGAUUGGGGGUGGUUCGAGCACGGCGUCAGCAGGUCUUAGUGGGGGACAACGCCAACGCAUUGUUAUUGCUAGAGCUCUUCUCAAAAAUGCUCCAAUUCUACUUCUUGAUGAAGCAACUUCUGCUCUAGAUGCUGAGUCUGAAUUUCUAGUUCAGUCAGCGCUUCAAAAGGCCAUGCAAGGUGAGUAA